AUGGGAAAAACCAAUCCCGAUGAAAAGAUUCUCAGCUACAAUGAUGUUGUACUCCGACGAUCAGACUUGGAUAUCCUCAGUGGCCCAUAUUUUCUCAACGAUCGAAUAAUUGAGUUCUAUUUCAGUUAUCUAUCAUCGUGUUCUGAGGAGAUCCUGCUGGUUCCACCUUCGAUUGCAUUCUGUAUAAUGAAUUACCCAGUUGGUCAAGGCCUAACGGAGUUCCUAGAACCUCUUCAUUUGCCUGAGAAAAAACUGGUAAUCUUUCCCAUCAACGACAAUGAUGAUGUGAGUGAAGCUGGAGGCGGGUCUCACUGGAGCCUACUUGCAUUUGAGAGAAACGCUAACAAAUUUUUUCAUCAUGAUAGCAAUAGGGGGAUGAAUAGUAUCCACGCCAAACGACUUUACAACGCUGUUGUUAGCUUUAUGAGUGUCUCCGGUUCUGCAACUAAGCCGGUUUAUCAAGAGUGUAACUCUUCACCACAGCAAAUGAACGGUUAUGAUUGUGGCCUUUAUGUGUUGGCCAUUGCAAGGGUUAUAUGCAGCUGGUAUGGAGAGAAAGACGAAGAUGGAGAUAAAAUGUGGUUCUCUGCUGUGCAGGAGCAGGUUACCCCAAAUGUUGUUGCCAGAAUGCGAAAUGAGAUCCUCGGGCAGAUCAGAGAUCUCAUGCCCAUUAAGUGA
Molecule: messenger RNA, 678 nt
Organism: Prunus armeniaca (apricot)
Lineage: Eukaryota; Viridiplantae; Streptophyta; Magnoliopsida; Rosales; Rosaceae
Source: the annotation of a GenBank genome assembly